This is a messenger RNA of Hyaloscypha bicolor E, 1510 nucleotides long. RefSeq lists its product as uncharacterized. The record is from RefSeq and is a predicted model, not a curated record. Bases 54 to 1229 code for a protein of 391 amino acids. Gene Ontology annotation, molecular function: oxidoreductase activity. The transcript has 7 exons. Lineage: Eukaryota; Fungi; Ascomycota; Leotiomycetes; Helotiales; Hyaloscyphaceae.
GCUUCAUUCACAAUCUCAAGUCGAGCCUUUCCUAACUUCCCCUACGUCUCCUAAUGGCGAGCAAAGACGGACUUGACCUUUCGAAGUUUUACGAUUCCGAGCAGCGGGAACAAUCGUCUACCCAGGAUUUCUCAGCUGCAGAAAUCGCUCGACGACCAUGGAAAGCAUUUUGGCCACCGAGAUCGGAAGAAAGCUUCAACAUUUGGCUUCGCUCCGAAUUUCCAGAAGUUCUUUCAUGGCGUUUCGACCCCGACCAGCCUUUUGAUCAACCUUGGCGAGAUUGGCUUAGAAGUAUUCUGAUGAAAGAUGAAGAUGGGAGCUGUCAAAGAAAGUAUAGUUGGAACGGAAACCAAGCUGAGCCCAAUAAAUCUGAUCUAUCGUCAACUUCAACUAUGGAUAUUGGCGAUCAGAUCACUGGACUGCCUAAGAUCCAAGUGGACUCCUUUAAGUAUCUUGCUCCUUUGGAUAUCUAUAAAACUGAGAAGCCAUUUUUCAGCCAGCUACCCUGUGGAACUCAGCUACCACGGACCAACCUUGUUGAGAGCAAUCACCCAGUCGAAAUACAUGAUAUCUGUGGCAAAGAAAGUCUCUUCAAACUCGACGAGGCGGGCUUUCAAUUCAUGCAAGUUCCAACCAGGAUAUCAGAGUGGACGGACGAAAGUGUGCAAGCAGAAUAUCUUCCCGAAUUAUCAGCCUGGCUGAAGGAGUCCUUUAGUUGCGAGGAGGUUUUCAUUUAUAACUAUAACCUUCGAACUAACGACAGAAAUGAAACGGGAAAGGGGCCGUGGAGAAGUCCUAUCUUCCGAGUGCACUGUGAUAACACGCCUGCUUCUUGCGCAAAGCGCCUAGAGUUUCAGUUUCCUGACAAAGUGGAAGCAAUCUCAAGCGGCCGUUAUCGGUAUAUAGAUAUAUGGCGUUGUGUAGCUGGUCAGGACGUUGACUCUCCGCUUGCUUUGUGUGAUUACCGAUCCAUAGCAACGACAGACCUAUGGAAUAUAGAUAUAGUGUAUCCGCACUUCAGCGAGGAGGGCUACGAGCUUACGUAUAGCCCUACUCACCGGUGGUUCUAUAAGAAAGGAAUGUCAAAAGACGAUGCGGUUCUCUUCAAACUGGGUGACAAUUUGACGACUGCAGCUCAGUCUACUCCGCACGCGGCUUUUAUCGAUCCAUCCGCCUCUGAUAACUGCAAGAGGGCGAGCAUCGAAGUUAGGGCAAUCAUCAUCGGUUAGGGGUAUCAGCAUAAUAUAAAUAGCCUCGAUAUGUAAUGAAAAUUGCAUUUUCGGCCUAUCCACUUAGUCCAGAGAACCUUUCAUUCCUUAUUAGCAAGUUUCUCUUCUCUCUUCAAUCAGCUACAAGAUCACGUGUUUACUAGACCUCAUUGUUCUAUCAUCACAUGACUCAAAUCAAACUCAACGUGAUCCGACACGCAGCUAGUCCCCCAGUCGUUGAUUUUUCAGUGCUAGCACACCAUCAACCAGUAUGAAGUUACCAUAUCCACUGCUAAUCCAGU